Molecule: messenger RNA, 2985 nt
Organism: Strongylocentrotus purpuratus (purple sea urchin)
Lineage: Eukaryota; Metazoa; Echinodermata; Echinoidea; Camarodonta; Strongylocentrotidae
Exons: 3
Coding region: 150-1130 (326 amino acids)
Source: RefSeq, a predicted model, not a curated record
CAAAACAUUACUUCUCUGAUUUGUUUAAAUAUAGGGCUUCUCUGUUUCUUGGUUACUCUGGCGAAGAGUUGUACGGGCAUCGAUGGUAUCGUCUUGUUCAUCCGGAAUAUGUAUUGGUUGCCAAACAUUUUCAUCAAGAAAUUUUAGUAAUGACAGCAUCCAAUGAAACCCAAUGUUUUUCGACACUCCAACUCGUUACCAAGGACAAACAGACGAUAACCACUCACAUCACAGCUCAUCUUAUCCGGGAAAGUUCAGGUCAAAUGUCGUACACCAUAAUCUGCAAGUAUCGCAUCGUCCGAGGCGAUAUUGAAUCUGGCAAUCUCCAUCAGAAUACGUCAUCAGCUGAUCAGCACGUGGUAGGCCCAAGGAACUACCAUAAUGGCUCCAGUCCAUGGCAUCAUUACAGAGAGGAAAACAAGAGUAAAGAGGAUGUCGAGGUGGACAGCCAUUACACCUUAAGAGCUAGCCAGGGUAACAAUCACUACAACAACGAAAAGCUUACGUGUUCAUUGGCAACCGGAUUGUUGGGCGGAUUACCCCAGCCUUGGUACGUGAGCUCUAACUUGGUGUCAGGACGCCAUAAUGAACGAAGGCCGCAUGGAAAACCUUCAGCACUCAUCCAGCACAUCAAAUCCACGAUGCAUGGUGACUUUUCCUCAAUAGAACCGUAUCAGCAGAACCCUGAUGGAUCUCCUGGAAGCCCUUGCAGCCCAUCGUCACCACGUGCCGAAGGAAAGCUAAGGAUAAAGAACAACAGAACUGCACGAGAACGGCCUUACCCAAGUGUGGUAUCGGGUCACCCCAUGAACAAUGGUAAUCAGUAUGGCGGCUAUCUUGAGCGUCUACAAGGAACUCUUGACUUGACAUGUCUGUUUGGUCGAAAGGACACCUACAAGGCACAUGGAACCAUAUGCCUUUUGUCGUCACGAUGUUCGUUAGCAGAACUACGACAAAGGUCUGACGGAGAUAAUGGAGGACGAAGUGAAAAGAAAUACCAGUCUCGACCUAAUUCUUUUGGUAUGCUAUCAGUGGAAGAGAGUGUGACAGCAGCUCUAAAGUGCCUGUCCAAUGAUCAGAUUAAGCUACUCGACCAGGCAACAUGGGAAUUAUCUGAAACGGUGCCAUAAUUAUAUUUAUAUUUAUAUAAGCUUGAGAGGAAAACAAUGGGGUAACGAGAUCUUUUAGCGUUAAAAUCAAGUUCAUAAUAUUGCAUACUCCAUUCGACCUUGUGUUUGAUAAAUGGUUGCAAAUUAUGUCAAAUUUUGACGCUAACUUUUCAACAUUUUGUAUCUUUUGCUGAAUGAAUGAAUAGUUACAACGGAAAAGGUACAUUGUCAUCAUGUAAAUAUUAACCCUUUUCAAGAGAAAUGAAUACUUUUGGUGCAAUUUCAAUGGAUAUUGAUGGAAUUAUGUGGAGUAUUGUAAUGUCUAAAUUAUGCAAGAGAAUAGUGACGUUAUAUCAUAAUGUAAUAUGCACUAUACAAUAAUUUUUUUUCGUUUUGCAUCAUUAUUUACCUUCUUUAGUAUUCUCACAAUCUAAGUUUUUAUUUUAAAUUUCAAGAUUCACCCAAAUAACAAACCGUUAAUUGCAUGUUUUGUAUGGUUUGUUUGAUUUUUUUAUAUAACAGGCCCUACUCACCAACGAGUAUUAUGGUGAACUUCGUUCCGGCCAUUUUUGUUCCUUUGUGUUAUCCUUUUUCUUUCCUUCUUCUUUCUUUUGCGAUAUAGAUGGAUAAUUUUUGUGGCUUUGAACUUUUAAUUUGACAUUCCAGAAGCUUUACUGAUGCAACUUUAUACUAAAGAACCAACAAACUAUCGUUAUAAUACAGUCAGAACUAAAUUUGUUACAUUUCUGAAUUUUAGAAUAAUGACAGACUGGUGAUUAUCAUUUUUUACAUUAAUAAACAAAACAAAUGUGUAUAUCAAAAUGUAGAAAGGAUAUAUAAAACACAUUCCUGUUUUCUGGAUCGUGGCAUGAAUCAAGUGUUAUUACAGUUCUGAUACAAUCUAUUUGAAAGUUUGAAUAGGAUCAGAUUUAAAGUUCUGCUAGAAAAUUAACUGCAUCAGUUUUUAACAUAACGCUAAAAAGUAUUUAUCUUUUACGGAAUUUGAUAAAUGGGUAUUACUGACAAUAUUUAUAACAUGCUUGGAACUCUAUUUCUUGAAUUAAUUAUAAAAUUGGUUUAUUCCGAACAUUUACAAAUGAAGUUGAUUUUGUAAUUUUGAUUUCAUCAUGCUCCUAAUUUCCUUACCGUGAUGCAUGUUUUUCUCACCGUCGAUUUUAUGCAAAUAUGUAGAUACAUGUACAUGAAUGUUGUAGAAGGACAAAAUCGAAGACUUUUUUAUGCAAAGAGGAAAUUCACUAUCAGGAAUAAUAAUCGGAAUUAAUUUAUUGAUACAUAUCAGAGUGGUGCAUGGGCAUGUGCCCCUGGCAAAACCCAUUCUGGCAUGCUUUUAGGACACAUUAAAUGCAAUGAGGAAAUGAGUUUACUGAAUGUGUCCCCAAAUAUUAUUUCCCGUCUUGUUCAGAAUCAGAAGGCGUUAAAUAUGUAUUGCUAUGUAUUACUAUGUAUCAAAGUAGAUGUUCUUAAUUCGCAAAUUAGGAGUAUUGAUGAUCCAACGUAAAUUUCGUGACAGUUUUAAGCAUGAAGGUGAUUGAACACUUAAUAUCAUUGCAUCCACUCGUGACCAAAUCAUUUACACGUUGAGUUGAUGUGUUUAAAUAAUUCUUUAUCUUAUUCAAGCAUUACGCAAAUACAAACACUCUUAAACAUACUGGGUAGAAAAUGAACCAUGAGGGUAAAAAUGUUUCCGCUUAGCUUUAAUAGAGAUAUGUGGUUGCAUGAUCACUGUUUGUUUAAUGGAGAUGGGGGGGGGGUUCUAUUUGAUCGAAUCUCUACGCUUUUGGGGGUAUGAUUAUCUAAGACGAAUGGAUUCAAAUGUCAAAUCACCACAUCAUGCAAAUAAAUUUCAAGUUCAAAA